Messenger RNA from Lingula anatina, 1487 nucleotides. RefSeq names its product short/branched chain specific acyl-CoA dehydrogenase, mitochondrial-like. The record is from RefSeq and is a predicted model, not a curated record. Lineage: Eukaryota; Metazoa; Brachiopoda; Lingulata; Lingulida; Lingulidae. Gene Ontology annotation, cellular component: mitochondrion. Gene Ontology annotation, molecular function: acyl-CoA dehydrogenase activity; flavin adenine dinucleotide binding.
UUUUUCAUCUAAACGACCUUGACAGAAACAUCAACAAGGUUACGGUAUUCUACACAUGGCAGAAUGUUUACUUCGCUUCUGAGAAGGGUUCUUCAACCAAAAAAGAUAAUUCAGACAAGCAGGAGGAACUUAUUUGCCUCACAGCAAUUGUUUAGUCCAACAAAAUCUGACAACUUGCCAGAGCACAGUGAUGAGGUACUCCAUGCCCCAUUGUACAUGUUCACAGAAGAAGAAACAAUGAUGAAGGAAACAGUGGCGAAGUUGGCAAAAGACAAGAUUGAACCCUUGGUGAGAGAGAUGGAUGAAAAGUCACAAAUGGACCCCUCAGUUAUCAAAGCAUUGUUUGAAAAUGGGUUGAUGGGUAUUGAGAUAGAUGCAGAAUAUGGUGGCACCCAUUCCACUUUCUUCUCCUCCAUACUUGUGAUAGAAGAACUGGCUAGGGUGGAUCCCGCAGUGAGUGUGUGCUGCGAUGUACAGAAUACUGUUGUCAACGCACUGUUACUUAACUAUGGAAACCAAGAACAGAAACAGAAAUAUUUGCCCAGACUGGCUACAGACAUGAUUGGCAGCUUUUGUUUGUCUGAAGCAGAAUCUGGGUCUGAUGCCUUUGCCCUGAAGACGUCGGCUGUGAAAGUGGGUGAAGAUUAUGUGAUAAAUGGAAACAAAAUGUGGAUUACAAAUGCAGAGCAUGCUGGAGUCUUCUUAGUCAUGGCAAAUGCAAAACCCACGGAGGGUUACAAGGGCAUAACCUGUUUUAUAGUUGACAGAGAGACUGAUGGAGUGACUAUUGGGAAGAAAGAAGAUAAGUUAGGAAUAAGAGCAUCUAGUACCUGUCCUGUGCAUUUUGAUCAUGUCAAGGUUCCAGAGAGUAAUAUAGUUGGCACAUUUGGUCAUGGAUACAAAUAUGCAAUUUCAAUGCUGAAUGAGGGAAGAAUAGGAAUUGGUGCACAGAUGCUGGGUCUGGCUGAGGGUUGCAUUGACCAUGUCAUACCAUACACUAUGGAGAGGAAGCAGUUUGGAAGAAGCAUAUGGAAUUAUCAGGCCAUGCAGCACCAGAUAGCAGAAGUCCAGACAAAGAUUGAGGCGGCAAAACUUCUCAUCUAUAAUGCUGCACGGCUCAAGGAAGCUGGGAUGCCUUUUGUGAAGGAAGCGUCAAUGGCUAAAUAUUUUGCCAGUGAGGUUGCUUCUGUGACCACCUCCAAGUGUAUUGAGUGGAUGGGGGGUGUGGGAUUCACCAAGGACUACCCCGUGGAGAAAUACUACAGAGACUGUAAAAUUGGGACAAUAUAUGAAGGUACUACCAACAUCCAGUUGAAUACCAUUGCUAAGUGUAUUGCACAGGAGAGACAGGGAUAACGCUUAGAAAGGGUCCCUUCUGACCCAACAGUAGCACAGUCAAGGAGGUGGAAUCUCAGACUUUUUUCUCAUUAAUAUGUAUCAAUUUUGAAAACAUUCUUGGACCGCUUAAUAAAUUGGAGUGAUGUGAG